Molecule: messenger RNA, 1143 nt
Organism: Aspergillus candidus
Lineage: Eukaryota; Fungi; Ascomycota; Eurotiomycetes; Eurotiales; Aspergillaceae
Exons: 6
Coding region: 1-1143 (380 amino acids)
Source: RefSeq, a predicted model, not a curated record
AUGCCCAUGGAUUCGAAACCUGACAUAUUCACUUAUGCGGAUUUCAAUCUCCAGGCUCUAUGUCGUCAAGCGAGCGCGCUGCGGCAGGGCAUCUCAUGUGCUUGUAAUCCAGAUCAACGUCCCGCCUCGGGAACAAGUGAAGCUGCCAUCCUCCGAUACCUCAAAGUUCAUAGCGAUAUCCCAGUUCCAGAAGUAUACAACUAUUGCACCUCACCUAAUAAUGAUAUUGGUAUUCCGUUCAUCUUCAUGAGCAAAGCGUCUGAAUAUGAGAUUUUCAAAGUCAAGGAAUGCCUCUCUCGUGGUCAUAUGCUGCAUGAACAAUAUUCUUUAGACAUUCCACGUGGGCCUUUCACUUCUGAAGCAGGGUUCUAUGACAGUCUUGGUUCCGCGUUCUCCGGACAUACAGAGAUUCUGCCUCUAUCGCAUCAUUGUUUUAUAGCACCUGUUCCACGUCGGGACGACUACCAAUCCAGCAUGCAAUAUAAGAGCGCGGUGAACCUGUGGAACGACUUCAUGGCUGUUAGGAAUAAAAUUAACUCGUCGGACAACAGACUGGACUACAUUAUUAUAGGUAAUGCUCUACACGAUAUUGUACGCCGAAUUAAUCUCCCAGCUGUUGAUCCAGAGUCAUUUCCAUUGUGCCACGCUGAUCUGAGCGUCAAUAAUAUAUUUAUUAACAAAGAUUACAACAUCACCUGCAUUAUUAACUGGGCAUUCACUUCGACCGUUCCUGAGUCUUUACUAUUAGCCGCGCCAGAUGGCUUUAUUACUGCGGUGUCCAAGUUGGUGGAAGAGACUGAUCAUGAUUUCUUUACUACUGUCUGGCACUUCAUAUAUGGUUAUAAAAAGGAACUGGGUCAAUAUUUUUUACAACAGCGGCAUUCACCUCACUAUAUGAAGCUUUACAACAAAGUUCGAAAGGAGGAUCAGGCACCUUCGAAAGUUGAGAAAGAUGAGAAAGAUUAUUUUCAGAACAAGGAUUUCCAAAACACAAUAGCUAAGAAGCUGACCUUCGUGUCUGAAUGGAACACACAAUAUACCGCCAAUAAUCCACCAAGACUUCGAAAAGAUAUGUUUGUCGCUUCUCCCACAUUAUGGAAGUGGAUUCAGCAAGCUAUGCAGGAUUGGGAAGACAUGCCUUGA